Messenger RNA from Apaloderma vittatum (bar-tailed trogon), 739 nucleotides. RefSeq names its product ubiquitin specific peptidase 2 (gene USP2). The annotation marks the transcript as partial. Lineage: Eukaryota; Metazoa; Chordata; Aves; Trogoniformes; Trogonidae. Gene Ontology annotation, biological process: protein deubiquitination. Gene Ontology annotation, molecular function: cysteine-type deubiquitinase activity. The transcript is spliced from 6 exons. Gene Ontology annotation, cellular component: cytoplasm. The record is from RefSeq and is a predicted model, not a curated record.
UGAUGAUGAGAAGAGCCGCCAGAUGUGGAGGAGGUACCAGGAGAGGGAGGACAGCCGCAUUAGCGGUGAGCAGGGCCAUGGGGAGAGGAGGAUGGGGGGGGGCUCGCGCUUCUCAGAGGCCAGGAUACGAACAAGCAAGCUCACCACCUUCGUCAACUUCCAGCUGAAGGACCUGGACCUCCGAGAGUUUGCCUCGCAGAGCUGCAACCACGCCGUUUACAACCUCUAUGCUGUCUCCAACCACUCGGGCACCACCAUGGGAGGACACUACACUGCCUACUGCAAGAGCCCUGUCUCCAGCGAGUGGCACAGUUUCAACGACUCUCGUGUUACCCCGAUGUCAUCCAGCCAUGUCCGCAGCAGCGAUGCCUACCUGCUCUUCUACGAGUUGGCCAGCCCGUCCUCCCGCAUGUAGCCAGCCCUGCCUCCCUGGGCACCCCCUGCACCGCUCCUCAGAGCCGGCCCCUCCAGGUUUCUGCACCUCCCCUGGUGCAAGAGGGAGGUGAAGAGGAGAGACCUCGAGGUGGCUGUAGCUGGAGGCUGGAAUCAGCAAGGAGCAGACCCCAGGUUGUUUUGGUUUUUUUUUUCCUUCUUUUUUUUUUGUUGGUGUGUAAUAAAAAUACUGAGCAAGGGACUCUGUGGGCAGGGGGCUGCCUGCCCCAUUGACUGCCUCCUCCCGGCACUUCUAAACCUCCUGGCAAAGGACUCCAGCCCUUCAGUUGCCUCCAUCCCAUCUCAG